AUGAACAGACGCGAUGCAGUUAGUGCUGCAGUUGAUGCUGCACAGCAGCAGCAGCAGCAGCAACAGCAGCUGGAAGCUCUUACACUGCAAUACAUCCUUCACCGCCUCUUUGGCUUCCUAGAGGGACCCUUGCAGCUGCAACAGCAGCAGCAACAGCAGCAACAGCAGCAACAGCAGCAGCAGCAGCAGCCACGUGACUGGCAUCUGGCAGCAGGUUUGCAGCAGCAACUGCUGUCAGGAUAUUAUCUCUUUGUGCUUCAUAUUCAUUUAUUGAAGACGGGAAGACAGCAGCAACGCAGCAGCAGCGCAGCAGCAACGCAGCAGCACUGCAGCAGCACAACCCCCAAGUGCACAUACACCCCGCCAGGCCCGCAGCAACUGCAGCAGCAGCAGCAGCUGCUGCUGCUGCAGGAAUAUCAAAGUAAAAGCGAGCAGCGAGAACGUGACAGCAGCAGCACGGGGGGAGGGGGGCGGCAGGAGCAACAGCAACAACAGCAGCAGCAGCAGCAGCAGCAGCGACGCUGCCGAUUCACAGCAGCAACUGCAACGAGAGCAGCAGCAGCAGCAGCAGCACCAACAACAACAACUUGCUUACAACUCCUGUAG
Molecule: messenger RNA, 606 nt
Organism: Eimeria acervulina
Lineage: Eukaryota; Apicomplexa; Conoidasida; Eucoccidiorida; Eimeriidae
Exons: 2
Coding region: 1-606 (201 amino acids)
Source: RefSeq, a predicted model, not a curated record